Messenger RNA from Prinia subflava (tawny-flanked prinia), 2907 nucleotides. RefSeq names its product mucin 13, cell surface associated (gene MUC13). The record is from RefSeq and is a predicted model, not a curated record. The transcript has 19 exons. Bases 285 to 1874 code for a protein of 529 amino acids. Lineage: Eukaryota; Metazoa; Chordata; Aves; Passeriformes; Cisticolidae. Gene Ontology annotation, biological process: heart development.
ACUGUCAGUUCCCAUGUCAGUUUAUUUAGCAGUAACUUCCUUGUGUCAACGGAUCUGAAGUAUUUAUGACUUAAAAGAAGAACGCUGCAGGUCCAGAAAUCUCCUCCCAGCCUGAGGAGGAAGAAAAACACCGCUUGAAUUUAUCAUUUGCCACUUGCCACCAUGACGUCAGCUCAGGGCUGAGCUCUCUACCUGUGGCUGGGACCUUAAAUGAGCUGACGCCAGAAGAGAAAGGCACUUUCUCUUAGGCUUAGCAGCAAGUGGCAGCAGCGACAGAAGUGGCAAUGAGACGCUCUGUGUUCCUCGCUGUGUGGCUCGGCCUGGUGUUGAGCCUUUCGAAAGCAGGAAAUGCUGCUGAGCCACCUGAUGAACUAUCACCACCAACCUCAACAACUAAAGCAUCCACUACUGCAACAGCUGCAACCACAACAGUGAAAACAAGCUCAACAACCAAAGAAAAUGCUCCUGAACCACCUGCCGAACCAACUGCCAGCACAACAGAAACGCCAACCCUAACACCUACAGAAUCCACUACUGCAACAGCCGCAACCACAACAGUGAACACAAGAUCAACAACCAAAGAAAAUGCUCCUGAAACAUCUGCCAGCACAACAGCGACAACAACCGAAACACCUACAGCAUCCACUACUGCAACAGCUGCAACCACAACAGCAAAAACAAGCUCAACAACCAAUGAAAAUGCUUCUGAAACAUCUGCUAGCACAACAGCGACAACAACCGAAACACCUACAGAAUCCAGCACUGCAAAAGAAACAGCUACUGAUUCACCAAAGUUGCCAACCUCAGGGCCUAGAGUGGACUUCUGCCGUGGAGAUCCUUGUGGAAGAAAUUUGGCUGUAUGUAUUUCCUUAAACAGCACUUAUACCUGUGAGUGCCCAUAUGGAUUCUACUACAGUGAUAAGAAUUGUUACAGAGGGAAAGUAUUCCCAGCGACCGUUGCAGUGAAUGCAUCUUACAGUGAUAAUCUUCAAAUUGUAAAUUCCACAGAGUAUGAAGAGGUGUUCAACAGUUUAUCAGCAUUUUUUAAAAACGCCUUUGAAGAAUUAACAGGCUAUAUAGAAACUGUCAUCGUGGAAAUUAAACCUCAAAGAGAAAGCAGAAAGGCUGCUUCACUGAAUGUAACAGUGACAAACCUGUUCAGGUGGGACUCAACUGUAGAUGAGGCCUCAGUUAAUUCUGCAGUACAAUUUGAAAUAAAAAAUGGAAGCCAGUCCUAUGUUGAUUCUUACCACGAGGCAAAGUCCUGUGAUAUUUAUCGAUGUGAUACGAAAACCACAGAGUGUCAGGAAGGCAUGUUUCCAGAAUGCAAAUGCAAACCUGAUUUAGAAAAGACAGAAUGGGAUGAUCGUUCUUGUUCAGCUUGCAGUAAAAGCUGUUCUGCAGAGACACACAAGUACUGCGUUAAAGAAGAAGAGGGUCCAACAUGCAAAUGCAUGACUAACUUUAAAAACAACGAUGGAACCUGUGUGGCUUGUCCAGUGGGCUACUCUGGGGAGGAAUGCACUGACAAUAGUGAACUCAUCCUUAUAAUAGUGGGCACAGUGCUUGGAGCCAUUAUCCUGUGUUUAGUGAUAGCAGUCUCUAUUAUUUCAGUCAGAGCAAAACACAAACGAAGUCCAGAGAAGAGGAGCCUGAUAAAGCCAGAGUAUUCUGACAUUAAUACCUCUGAUGAAAGACCAAGCAUGUUCCCCAGGGUGCAGACCACUUCUGGCCAUGCAAACCCAGGAUAUCAGCCAAACAACCCCUAUGAGAUGCAUUCCACAAACAGAGAUCGUUUUCCUGAGAGGGAUUAUGAUGAUUUGUAUGAAAUAUCACAGGAGCCUAGAGGCUUUAGGAUGCAGAACAGAUACUGAAUGACCAGAGCAGCAGAAGGAUGGAUGACCACUACAACACUGGGUCAGAGCAAAGAGUUUCACAGCCUCUCACCAAUGCAGUUACUUCAGCAGAAGAGACAACAGCAUCCUUGACCCCCCAAUUCUCUCAAGAUUUUCUAGAGGAAGACUCCUGCUUCAAAGAGAUCAUGGACAACUUUAAAAUAAAGGAAAAGUGUUAGAGAGUAGGGAGAAGAAGAGGAAAAGUUCUUCUUUUAAAAGAACUAAUGUGCUCCAAUAAACAUUAGACUGCUUCAGUGAGUCCAGUACAUUGGCAAGAGAGUGAGUGUACACAAGAUUCCAGGAUUUAACCCUGCUGGUUUUCAGUUCUGGAAGAUGGUCCAGCAAUAUGUGUGAUGCUGAAAAACAUCAGUACCCAGAGCUUCACUUGGAUUUGUGCUCACUUAAUUUGAACUACGGCUUUGGGCAGAUGAAAACUGUUUUCCAUGAGAACCUGACCUGUUUACUCUAUUAGAUACAGGUUUUUUCACCCUCCUCAACCCACCAGUAUUUCCCAUCUGAAAGCAUUCUGUUCAGAUCUCUGCUGACAUGGGUUGUGUGAGACAAAGGCACUUGUCUGACCUUCUCCACAGCCUUUCUUCCUAAUACAAUGGCAAGAUACAAUAUCUUCAAAAACAAAUACUAUUCUUCUUCAUCUUGCAAAACUGCAUUGAUUUUACAUUUUUAGCUCCUGUGGAAAGUGUUAGCAUUUUUUUUCUUUUGCAGUCUUUAUGUUUGAAUGAUAAUAAGCUUGGUGUUUGGGGUUUUUAAAAAUUUCUUACGUACAGUCAAUAAAUCUGUCUAUAAAAGAAUUUAUAUUUUACUGUAUUUUACUGAGUGUACAUUAUCUGUUGACUGGCAUUAUCAUUUUAGUAAUAUAAAAUACUUAUAUCACAUAUGUACAUAUAUUUAUAGGUUACAAUCAUUUGAAGCAUCAUUUAAUUCUGUUGUAUUUUGUGUUUUGGUUUUUAUAUAUGCAGAUUAACUUUUCCUAUUAAACAUUAUUUUUUCUCAA